GUUAUCAACUCAUGACAGAAAACGAGUCCGAUUUUUGAAGGUAAAUUUCAACUCUGUGUUCAAUGGAUCUUAUUUCGUUAUUGUCUCCUUUCAGUUCCACUUUGCUUGAAAUUGUUUACCAAUUACUGAUCUCUGAAAGUUUCACUUUGCUUAAAAAUUUUAAUUGUUUGUUUACCAAUUACUGAUCUCUAAAGAGGUGCAAAUCAAAAGAAUUGUUUUGAUGGCUAAAUAUACGUAUACUCCUUUGAAAGCUGUUUUGACUUCUAACAGCAAGUUUAACAACAUUUAUGGAGUAAUCCGUAAAUAUCACGAACAAGGAGUUUACAUCCGCGAUGAAACUUAUGAUGCAAUAAAAGUCAAUUUUUCGACAACUUUCGAUGAAAUUUUCCCUCACAUCAAGCCUGGAAACAUUAUCAGGAUCCAUCGUCUUAUGACAACUGGAAAUCAAGUGUAUAGGUGUAUUAAAAGUGGCGAUAUAUUAUUAUUUUCUUCGUUUAAAGACAAAGAUGCAGAAUCAUACAAAGUACGUUUUGAAGCCAAAGAGCCUACUAUUGAACAAUCUGAUUUCACUCGUGUUAUCGAGCUUGAAAGCUGGUUAGCUGGAAAAAUUUUGGAGGUUUCAUUGGAAAAUAUUAGUAUGCCAGGUUGGGUUGAUAUGGUCUGUAAAGUAAUUGACAUCAAGGAUAUUGCAAGCCAUAGAGUCAUUUUGAUUGUUGCUGAUGGUACAAAACCAUUUCUUAAAUACAACUGGUUCUCUCCAAAUUGUGAACACUACGAUGGUAUCCCUAUGGACCAGUUAGUUUGUAUAACCGCGUGGGAUCGUCAUGCUGAAAAGGCUAGAAAAUUGGAAAGAGGAUCUUUUAUUGCAAUUUUUAAUUUACAAAUAGCCGAAGCAAAGAUUCAGUCUGGUUUUUAUGAACUUCAUUUAAGAGGUGGUACCCAUUACGGAAAAAGAAUCAGAAAUGUUAACUCGAACAGUAUCCUUGGAGUCAGUUUUCAAGAAAGAUUGAAUAUAUCACAUCCUGUUGCCUCAAAUAACCCGAUAAACGUUCCAAAUACUCAGCCCAAAACUCAAUCUAAUACCCAGGCCAAUGUUCAGUUUAAUACCCAGGCCAAUGUUCAGUUUAAUACGCAGUCAAACUCUCAAUCUAUUUCGCGGAUAAAUGCCCAAUCUACUACACAGCCAAAUGUCCAUUCUAAUACGCAUUCUAAUGUACAAACUAUAGCAAAGCCAGUUGCCCAUUCUAGUACACAGUCGAAUGUACAAUCUAAUACGCCAAAUGUUCAGCCUAAAUUAACUACUGUUAUUGAAAAGAUACAAGAAUCAUGUUCAUCAAUCAGUCCUUCUCAUUCUACUCAGAUCGUGAGUGAUGCUGAUCCCGCGAUCAGCCUUUGUGAAAUCUCCGAUAUUGGAUCGUCUUUUUUAAAUGAUCAUGAUCCCUCAACUCAUUCUACCUCUGACGACUCUGACCAUUCAAAGCCUUUACCGUCUAAAAGAAUGAAACUUUCAUGUCCCGUAAAAUUUCCAGCGUGUGUCCAAUUUAAAAAUCCUGAAGGACUAUUUGGAAUUAAAGAAUAUCUAGCUUUUGAUAGCGAUGAAAGAUACUGUGUUAAAGCAAAAGUAAAAAGAUAUCUACCAUCAUCAAGAAAGGUCAUCGAUUUCAUUAAACUAGUGUGUCCCAAUUGUAAUUAUAAAGAAUCGGCUUCUACCGAAGCUAUCAACAAAAUUAAAGCAUCUUCAGAACUUCAAACUUCAUUCCCAUGUCCAGAUUGCCGUUAUAAAAAUGAAAAGAGCCAACUGGUGGCUACAUUUUGGAUAAAUCUGAGUUUAAAAGAUACCGAAAGCUAUGAAAUUGCCGUUUCAUUGACAAAACUGGAUUUCAGAUGUUUGUUGGGUGUCAGAGUGAUAUCAGUUUUGAACAGUAUUGAAGAAGCUAACAAAAUAUUUGAUUUUCUCGACUACGUCUGCCCAUCAAUAGAUAAUGAUGAAGCAAGUGGAUCAAAAGAACAAGAUAAUAGACCAUUUCUAAAAUGGGUUAUUCAACGCCAACCAGGAGAGCCCGGAAUCAAAUACGAAUACCGAGUAUUAACGGCAUACCGCUUGGACGGUGAAUAAAGCAGUGUUUUAAAAUUAUUUGCUCAACAUUUAUCAAUUAUCAUAUAUUAAAUUCACACAAUGUACACAAUGGCGUUGUAGAAGAAAAAACAUUGCAUUUUACAGAUUUUUUAAUUUUUUACAGACUUUUUGUGUUAUUUUUUCGUGUUUACAGAGUGUUUAUAAAAAUAUGUACCAAGCUUGUUUAGUAAUCAUAAAUCAGUCAUUUACAAUGGACAGUGUUUAUUGUACCAAUCAAUAAUAAAUUUCAAUUCGGCGACCAAUCCAUCGAGGUCAUCUAUUCA
Molecule: messenger RNA, 2400 nt
Organism: Tetranychus urticae (two-spotted spider mite)
Lineage: Eukaryota; Metazoa; Arthropoda; Arachnida; Trombidiformes; Tetranychidae
Source: RefSeq, a predicted model, not a curated record